Messenger RNA from Carica papaya (papaya), 2779 nucleotides. Its product is annotated as inter-alpha-trypsin inhibitor heavy chain-like protein. Lineage: Eukaryota; Viridiplantae; Streptophyta; Magnoliopsida; Brassicales; Caricaceae. The record is from RefSeq and is a predicted model, not a curated record.
UACAAAAGUUAUGGUUUCACGCUAUUUGCCAGAGGAGACCCGACUUCGAACUUCUUCUCUUAUCUCGAAAGCUUAGAACAAUCUGUCCAUUACGUUUUUCUUUUGCUUUUUGAUUUUUUGAAUAGCAGAAACAGAAACACGUUUUUGUUGCCCGAUGGCCGAAGAUUUUGCAAAGGCUGUGGAUGACGGGCUCAAGCUUUCGAAGCGGAUAUACUUUGGGAAGGACCGGGCGGUGGCUCCGCCUAGACCGCUGCCGCAGAUGGAGAAGUCGUCUGCCCACGACUAUCUUCCUACGGCGCCAAUGGUCUAUGCCGUUAUAUCAGACCCGGGGAUCGUCGACAACCCUGAUAUACCGAGUUACCAGCCGCAUGUGCACGGCAGGUGCGACCCGCCCGCGCUGAUCCCCUUGCAAAUGAACGGUAUCGAGCUGGUUGUCAACUGCUAUUUGGAUACCGCUUUUGUUCGAGUCAUCGGAUCCUGGCGGGUCCACUGCGUUAUGGGCAGCCGGAGCUGUGAUUGCCGCGUUGCUGUCCCCAUGGGCGACCAGGGUUCAAUUCUAGGUGUUGAGGUUGACGUCCCUAGAAAAUCAUAUUAUACUGAACUGAUUGCGGUGCAAGACAACAAGCAUGUGGAAAGAGUUGCUCGGGAUGAAGAUGGAGGCUUUCUGAAACCACAUAUUUUUACCUUAACAAUACCACAGAUUGAUGGAGGUACCAAUCUUUCAAUUAGACUUUCUUGGUCCCAGAAAUUGUCAUAUAAGGAUGGCCAAUUUUCAGUGAACGUACCAUUUCGCUUUCCUGAGUAUGUAACUCCUGCUGUAAAGAAAAUUUCAAAAAAAGAGAAGAUACAAUUGAAUGUGGAUGCUGGUACUGGAACUGAAGUUUUGUGUAAGACAAGUAGUCAUCCUCUGAAGGAAAUAAGGCGUCAUGUUGGGAAGUUGGGUUUCUUGUAUGAAGCAGAAGUUCUUGCAUGGUCGAAUUCCGACUUUAAUUUCUCAUAUACUGUUUCUUCAACUGAUGUAUUCGGUGGUCUGCUUUUGCAAUCUCCAUCUAUCCAUGAUGUUGAUCAGCGGGAAACUUUCUGUAUCUAUCUUAUGCCAGGAAGUCAAGAAAAUAGGAAGGUAUUCAGAAAGGAAGUGAUAUUUGUGGUUGAUAUAAGUGGAAGCAUGAAUGGAAAGCCACUUGAGGAUAUGAAAAGUGCAUUAUCCGCAGCUCUCUUUGGGCUUAGUUCUGAAGAUUUAUUCAACAUUAUGGCUUUCAAUGGUGAGACUUAUUUAUUUUCAACAUCAAUGGAGUUGGCCACCAAUGAAGCAGUUGACAGGGCAAAUGAGUGGAUUAGCAUUAACUUCAUUGCGGAAGGUGGAACGAAUAUACUUCCUCCCUUGGACAAGAUGGUAUCAAGUAAAUUGCAAAAGAAAACCAAUAUUCAUUGCUUACCUUGCACAAGAAAUAUUCAUUGCUUACAUUGCGGGAGGUGGAACGAAUAUACUUCCUUCUUGGACAAGGCAGUGGAAAUGUUGUCCAAUACUCGUGGUUCUGUUCCUAUGAUCUUUCUUGUUACUGAUGGAGCCGUGGAAGAUGAGAGACACAUCUGUGAUGUAAUGAAAAGUCGCCUAACAAAUGGAGGAUCAAUAUGUCCACGCAUAUACACUUUUGGCAUCGGUUCAUUUUGUAAUAACUAUUUCCUGCAAACCCUUGCAACAAUCUCUGGGGGCCAUCAUGAAGCUGCAUAUGACGUAGGUACCAUCGAAAUCCAGUUGCAAAGGUUAUUCACCAGAGCUUUAUGCACGGUGCUUACUAAUAUAACUAUUCAUGGCUUUGAGGAUCUUAACAAGGUUGAGGUAUAUCCUUCCCGUAUUCCAGACCUUUCAUCUGUAAGCCCAUUGAUUGUUUCUGGAUGUUAUCAAGGAAAGUUUCCAGAUAAUCUUACAGUUAAAGGUCUCAAGGGAGAUUUAACGAAUUGCAUAGUAGAUUUGAAGAUACAAAGUGCAAAAGACAUUCCUAUAGACAGAGUACUUGCAAAACAGAAAAUUGAUCUGCUAACUGCUCAGGCCUGGUUUUCAGACGAUAAACAACUUCAAGAAAAGGUUGCUAAAAUUAGCAUUCAGACUGGCUUUCCGUCUGAGUAUACAACUAUGGCCCUGCUUGAGGAAGUUAAAGUCAGGAAAGCAACAGAACCAGCUGGAGCCAAAAGGAUGUCAAACAAAAGUGAUCCAGAAAAGGUGGUAGAGUUGAAGAAUUUGAGAAAAAUAUUGUUGUAUAGCCUCGGUAUUGGAUUUGGUGACAUAACUGCCACCACGGAAAACAUCCCACCAGGAUAUGGAGAAGCAAAGUUGCCUGAUGCUGCCGAAAUGUUCAUAAAGGCAGCUUCAAAUUGUUGCGGGAGGAUGUGCAGUCACUGCUGUUGCAUGUGCUGCAUCCAGUGUUGCACCAAGAUAAAUGACCAAUGUGCAAUAGCAUUCACUCAGUUGUGUGCUGCUCUAGCAUGUUUUGGUUGCGCAGAGUGUUGUUCAGCAAUAUGUUGCCCUGGUGAAGACGGACACUGAUAAUAUGCCUCAAACUGUAUAUGCAUACACGAGUUGUUUUACAGUAAAUAUAUAAUUUUUUUGUUUCUCUCUGAGUUCUUUUAUAUUGGCUUGCUGCCCAAGUGAUCAGCGUUCUGUAUAUCAGAAAUAUAAGAUCUUCAGGAAUAUUUCCCUCGUAACGGGUUUAUGCUGUUAAUUCAUGGGCUGUAUUUAAACUCUUCAAGGUUAUAUGUAGUGAUCUAGUCUACUGGCAAA